AUGGCUAAGGUACGGGAACUGGAGGAAGCCUUCGUGCAGGAGCAGCCUUCGCCCCAACUUCCCUCCGAGAUCGCGGAGGAGUGCUGCGCGCAGCUGCUUGGCAAGGGCUUGCUGGUCUAUCCUGAGGACAGUGCUUACCUGGUGGCCCGAGCAGCGGCGGGCUCUCCGAGCAGCGAGGAGAAAGGCGGAGAUCCCGGGCUGCAGGUGGGAGUUAAAUCAGAAAUGCAUUUAAACAAUGGCAAGUUUUCUUCAGAAGAAGAGGAUGCAGACACUCAGGAGAACAAGACCAAAGCAGCGGACCCACAGCUCUCUCAGAAAAAGAGCAUCACGCAGAUUAUGAAGGACAAGAAGAAGCAGACUCAGCUCACCCUGCAGUGGCUUGAAGACAAUUACAUAGUGUGUGAAGGAGUUUGCCUCCCACGGUGCAUUCUUUACGCUCACUACUUAGAUUUCUGCAGGAAAGAGAAACUAGAGCCAGCUUGUGCAGCUACCUUCGGAAAGACAAUUCGCCAAAAAUUUCCACUCCUAACAACAAGAAGACUUGGAACGAGAGGCCAUUCAAAGUAUCAUUACUAUGGGAUUGGCAUCAAAGAAAGCAGUGCGUAUUACCACUCCGUUUAUUCUGGAAAGGGCUUGACAAGGUUUUCGGGGAGCAAACUGAAGAAUGAGGGUGGUUUUACUCGUAAAUACUCACUUAGCUCAAAAACAGGAACACUUCUUCCAGAAUUCCCCAGCGCUCAACAUCUUGUGUACCAAGGAUGCAUUUCUAAGGACAAGGUUGAUACGCUCAUAAUGAUGUACAAAACUCACUGCCAGUGCAUACUGGACAAUGCCAUCAACGGAAACUUUGAAGAGAUCCAGCAUUUCUUACUACACUUUUGGCAAGGAAUGCCAGACCAUCUCCUUCCCCUGCUUGAAAAUCCUGUUAUCAUUGACAUUUUCUGUGUUUGUGACUCGAUUCUUUACAAGGUUCUUACAGAUGUCCUCAUUCCUGCAACAAUGCAAGAAAUGCCUGAAAGCUUGUUAGCAGAUAUACGAAAUUUUGCUAAAAAUUGGGAACAGUGGGUUGUUUCAUCCUUGGAAAACUUGCCAGAAGCCCUCAUUGAUAAGAAAAUCCCCAUUUUGCGAAGAUUUGUAUCUUCUCUGAAGCGACAGACAUCUUUCUUGCAUCUUGCUCAGAUUGCCAGACCAGCUCUCUUUGACCAGCAUGUGGUGAAUGCCAUGGUAUCUGAUAUUGAAAAGGUUGACUUAAAUAGCAUUGGAUCUCAGGCUCUUCUUACCAUAUCCAACAGCCCAGACACGGAAUCUGACAUCUACAGUGAACAUGACUCUAUCACUGUGUUCCAAGAACUGAAGGAUCUCCUUAAGAAGAAUGCUACAGUGGAGGCAUUUAUUGAAUGGUUGGAUACUGUGGUAGAACAGAGAGUUAUUAAGAUGAGCAAACAAAAUGGAAGAUCUCUGAAGAAGAGGGCUCAAGACUUUCUGCUCAAAUGGAGCUUUUUCGGUGCCCGUGUAAUGCAUAAUCUUACCUUGAACAACGCAUCAAGUUUCGGCUCUUUCCACUUGAUCCGGAUGCUUCUGGAUGAGUACAUUCUCCUGGCCAUGGAGACUCAGUUUAAUAAUGACAAAGAGCAGGAACUACAGAACUUAUUGGACAAGCAUAUGAAGAACUCAGAUGCAAGUAAAGCUGCCUUCACAGCUUCCCCGAGCUCCUGCUUUCUGGCCAACCGAAAUAAGGGCAGCUCCCUUUCCAGUGACACUGUGAAGAAUGAAAGCCACAUGGAGACAUCCUAUGUCCCCCUGCCUUCCAGCCAGCCUGGACCCGUCCCCCCUGCUCUGCACCCAUUCUCGGCUGAGAACACUGAGAGCAUGCCACUCCCAGGUCAAAUAGAGCUUUCCCAAAGUACUGGCCAUCUGAUGACACCACCUAUUUCUCCAGCCAUAGCAAACAGAGGAAGUGUUAUUAACCAAGGGCCAAUGGCGGGCAGACCUCCAAGCGUGGGCACUGUUCUCUCAGCUUCAACACACUGCUCAACAUAUGCAGAACCAAUUUAUCCGACGCUCCCUCCAGCCAACCAUGACUUUUAUGGGACCAACUCUAACUACCAGACUGUGUUCAGGGCACAGUCUCACCCUGGGUCAAGCCUCUAUGCUCACCGUGCAGAGCAUGGGCGGUGCAUGGCCUGGACUGAACAGCAGCUUUCUAGAGACUUCUUUGGUGGCAAUUGUGCUGGGUCUCCAUAUAAUUCCAGACCACCUUCCAGUUAUGGACCAUCCCCCCACACACAAGAGUCACACAGCAUGCAGUUUUUGAAUACAGGAAGCUUCAAUUUCCUUAGUAAUGCAGGAGCUGGCAACUGCCAAGGAUCAACAUUGCCUUCUAAUUCUACUAAUGGAUACUAUGGAAACAAUAUAAACUACUCAGAGACACAUAGGCUCGGAUCGAUGGUGAAUCAACAUGUUUCCGUCAUUAGCACUGUUCGCUCCCUGCCUCCGUACAGUGAUAUCCACGAUCCACUUAACAUUUUAGAUGACAGCAGCCGGAAGCAGAACAACUCAUUUUAUGCAGACACAGCCUCUCCUGCUGCAUGUCGUACUCCUGUAGUAGCUUCCAACUUGCAAAGCCAGAUUCCUUCAUCGUCAUCCCAGUGUAUGUAUGGAACUGCCAAUCCGUAUCCAGUGCAAGAUAAUCUGGACUCCAAUGGACCAAGCAACAGAGAAAUGGUGUCCUCUUUACCACCCAUCAACACUGUGUUUAUGGGGACAACAGCUGGAGACACUUAA
This is a messenger RNA of Apodemus sylvaticus (European woodmouse), 2784 nucleotides long. It is a transcript of the gene Rfx6, whose product is annotated as regulatory factor X6. Gene Ontology annotation, biological process: regulation of transcription by RNA polymerase II. The record is from RefSeq and is a predicted model, not a curated record. The transcript is spliced from 19 exons. Gene Ontology annotation, molecular function: DNA-binding transcription factor activity, RNA polymerase II-specific; RNA polymerase II cis-regulatory region sequence-specific DNA binding. The coding region runs from base 1 to 2784 and encodes 927 amino acids. NCBI's taxonomy places the organism in Eukaryota, Metazoa, Chordata, Mammalia, Rodentia, Muridae.